ACAACCAAACAAAAUCAAAAAACCCACAUGUGUAUUCAUCAUCCAUCGCCAUCCAUAGAUCGGGCAGCAAAUCUUCAUCAUCCAUCGUUCUCCUUCUUGGCUUCUCUAGUCUCCAGUCUCCAUUCUUCAGUCUCCAUCUCUUUUUUGGCGAAGAAGAAACCAAAGGGUAGUAGAUCGGGCAGCAGAUCGGCGUUCAUUGUCUCUCCAGUAGAUCGCCAGCAAGAGCCCCAGCUACCGCCACCCAUUUCCAGCUGGGAACACCGGCCAAGCUUGGGGAUUUCUCCCUAUUUUCUUGUUCUAGAACAGCCAUUAAACCCAGAAUUUCCAGAUCUGUUCUGUUUUGCGUCUUCCUCCCUUUGUUGUCCGCCGGCUGCUAUGUGGGUGUGAGGUUUUUGGGCUUUUUCUGAGCCGUGAGUCCCCUGCAGAGAAUUCCUGCCGGCCUCUUCCCCCCUGCAGCUUCGGUUCUUGCUGGAAAAUUCUGGAGUAAUCCCGUGACUUAGCCAUUGUUGGCCAAAGCCGUGGGUCUCCAUUGCUUGUCCGGGAAAUAGGAAUGAAUUUUGGUAGCUUUAAAUUAUGUUUUUAAGUGUGGUUUAAGUAGAAAAUUAGCUUGUUAUGAUUGUUGUGAGAUUUUGGAGAGAAACCCCGUGAAUUAGCUAUGUUUUGCCAAUUUUGGAAGUUGAGGUUACUGUUCAUGGUUGUGUUCAUGGGGCACUGUUCACGGGCACUGUUCACACACCGAGGGUUAACGAUUAAAGGGGAUUUAAAGGU
Molecule: messenger RNA, 768 nt
Organism: Rubroshorea leprosula
Lineage: Eukaryota; Viridiplantae; Streptophyta; Magnoliopsida; Malvales; Dipterocarpaceae
Source: the annotation of a GenBank genome assembly